AAUGACAAUUCUAAUGAGAUUAUGUGGGUGUGUGAACGCAUGAGUGAAUGAAUGCGGGCAUCAGACGGUGAGCCAAGUCUGCGGUUCAGCACACAGCGCCACUGUGCAGGUUGCAGCACACAUCGGUGAGCCUUCAGGCAAAGCAGCUCCAAGAAUCGAGCACCAGCCGCACUCAUGGCUCAUGAAGGAGCACACAUGGCGGAGGAAAGCGAGUGCAUGAUUGGCAGAGAGGUUGGCAAGAAGCCGGGAAGCGUGCAUGAAUCCUCCGGGAACGUUAAAGAGAUGCGCGCGGUGGUGCUGUCAGGCUUCGGGGGGCUCAACAAACUCCGCGUGACGAAGAAGCCAAUGCCCGAGCCUAAGCCUGGUGAAGUGAAGAUCCGCGUCAAAGCAUGUGGUUUAAAUUUCCUGGAUUUGAUGGUACGUCAGGGAACUAUUGACUGUCCUCCGAGGGCACCUCUUGUUCCGGGCUUCGAAUGCUGCGGAAUCGUGGAGUCCGUGGGUGAAACCACAAAGGGAUUCGAGAUAGGUGACAGAGUCAUGGCGUUUGUCAACUACAACGCCUGGGCAGAAGUUGUGUGUACUCCAAAGGAGUUUGUGUACAAAAUGCCCGACGAAAUGACUUUUGCGGAGGCCGCGGCGUUCGCUCUGAACUUUGUUGCUGCCUACAUGAUGCUCUUUGAGCUGGCCAACCUCCGAGAGGGAAUGUCAGUGCUUGUGCACUCAGCUGGAGGUGCUGUUGGCCAAGCUGUGGCUCAGCUGUGUUCCACUCUACCUAAUGUCACCGUCUUUGGCCUGGCCUCAAGUUUCAAACACGCCGCCAUCAAGGACUCUGUGACUCAUCUAUUUGACAGAAAUGCUGAUUACAUACAAGAAGUCAAAAAGAUAUCUCCAGAGGGAGUAGACAUUGUGUUGGAUUGUCUGUGUGGGGAAAACACAGGGAAAGGCCUCAGUCUGCUGAAGCCAUUGGGAACAUACAUCCUCUAUGGCGCGUCAAACAUGGUAACCGGGGAGACAAAGAGUUUCUUCAGCUUUGCAAAAUCCUGGUGGCAGGUGGAGAAAGUGAAUCCUAUUAAACUGUAUGAGGAAAACAAAGUCAUGGCAGGAUUCUCGCUCCUCAACCUGCUCUUCAAACAGGGAAGAUCCCGUCUGGUGAAAUUAGUGAUGGACAAACUUUUGUGUCUCUACGACCAAAAAAAGAUAAAGCCAGUGGUGGACUCUUUGUGGGCUCUGGAGGAGGUUAAAGAGGCCAUGCAGAGAAUUCAUGACAGAGGAAAUAUUGGAAAACUAAUUUUGGAUGUCGAGAAGUCACCUACUCCCUUGAUGGCCAGUGACAGCACUGAGACCAGUGAAGCGGGGGAAGAGGAAGAGGAGCCCGAGGGGGACAUUGACAACAAAGAGCGCAUGCCUUUUAUCCAUUAGACCUGACCUGACAGGCUAUGAGCUUCACCUUGUAGUGUCACCGUCAGAGUAGUGCCGUCUGUGUGCAUGUCAUGUACUUUUGUAAGUAUAUUCAUUUUCUUUGUUGUUACUUCAGAAUCUUUUGUGUACUCAGUCAACUAUGAGAACUGCAUGAAGGAAUGUCUGUUUUUUUUUUGUUUUUUUGUUUCACAAUUAUUUGAAACUGAGCUACAUCUAGAGAAAACAAUUACCUCAAUACACUAUGAUUGAAUAUGCAACUUGGCCCAAAGACCUGCUGUAAUCAUAGAAGAUCAAUUGUAUAACGAAAAUGUCCUUGAUGAUGACCGAUGAUAUGUCACAUUAUUUGUUACAGUAGGUGCCAAUCCUGUUUUAUUACAGGAUCACUUGUGCCUUUGAGUGCGUAAUACUUGAAACAUGUUCGGUAAUGUCAGGCUAACCGUGAAGAACCCAACA
Molecule: messenger RNA, 1872 nt
Organism: Entelurus aequoreus (snake pipefish)
Lineage: Eukaryota; Metazoa; Chordata; Actinopteri; Syngnathiformes; Syngnathidae
Gene: vat1l
Product: vesicle amine transport 1-like
Exons: 9
Coding region: 175-1419 (414 amino acids)
Molecular function (GO): oxidoreductase activity
Source: RefSeq, a predicted model, not a curated record